AUGGCUGAGGAGGCGCGGGCUGCCAACGAGCGCCUCUUGUCCCGGGCCACCUGCCCGUUGUGCCUGGAUGUGUUCGAGCAGCCCGUGCUCACGGCGUGCGGGCACAGCUUCUGCGGGCAGUGCCUGGCGGCCGUGCUGGGGGACCCCCCGCGCCCCGCCGCCUGCCCGCAGUGCCGCGCCCCGCUGGAGCCGGGCUCGCAGCGACCCAUCCGCUCCCUGGGCGACCUGGCGGAGGUGGUCCGGUCCCUGGAGGAGGUGGCGGCGCGGCCGCGGUGCCCCCAGCACGGCAAGGUCCUGGCGCUGUUCUGCGAUGACUGCGCCGCCCUGCUCUGCGCGCCCUGCCGGGACGGGCCCGAGCACCGCGGGCACCGUGUCCGCCCCGCCGAAGAGGCCGCCCGGGAGCUGCAGGAGACACUCCAGAGAAACCUGCUUUCUUUGCAAGAACAGAAGGAAAACUUGAAAAGCAGAGGAGACCAGAAGAGAGAAGACCUGCAGGUGACAGUGAGUUCGGAGCUGCAGCGAGUGGCUGAGAGCUUUGAGGAGCUGCAGCAGUGCCUGGAGGAGCAGAAAGAGACCCUGCAGGCCCAGCUGGUGCAGAUGUCCCAUGAACUGGUCAGUAAGAGCGAGGAAUACACGCGCAGGGUUUUGGAGAGGCAGUCGCUGCUGGACACGGUGAUUGCGCAGAUCCAGGAGAAGGAGGAGCAGCCGGUGGUUGAGUUCCUCAAGGUUGUUGCCAGAAUCCUGAGCAGGUGUGGGGCAGCCAUGGCCCCGAUCCCAGUUUCCCGAGAGCUGAAGAAGAGCAUUAAGAGCCUCUCUCAGAAGAGCCGACAAGUCAUGGCCAUGGUGGAUAAAUUCAGAGUGAACAUGUGUCACGAGAUAGACUGGCAAAGGGAGCAGGUGACGCUGGACCCAGAGACAGCGCAUCCUCGCCUGCUGCUCUCGGACGCAAACAAAGCCGUCUGGUUCAGAAAUGAAGAACAAAACGUCCCUGCCAACCCCAAGAGGUUCACAGGCAGCCUCAGUGUCCUGGGCUCCCAGGGGUUCACAUCUGGGAGGCAUUACUGGGAGGUGGAGGUCAGACAAAAGGGCAGCUGGGCCGUGGGGGUGGCCCUGGAGUCCGUGCCCAGGAAGGAGCCAAUCUACCAUGGCAGCUCUGAAAAGACCUGGGUGCUGCAACUGGACUGGGGCCACUACAGCGCACAAUCUAUGUCCACCGACUGGCUGGUAGUCAAGAAAAAGCUCAAGAGAAUCAGGGUCUGCCUGCACUAUGAAAUGGGCCUAGUGACCUUCUACAAUGCAAAGAAUAUGAUGCAGAUCUUCCAGUUUAAGGCCACCUUCACUGAGGAAGUCUUCCCAUAUUUUUCGGUCUCCUCAAAAGGAACCCACAUCCGGGUGUGUCACUGACAGGGUGGGAUGGCUGCCGGGCCCCUCUUGCAUUGCCCUAAAUUGUUGAUUGUUCUUUCACACUAGGUUAUUAGAAAUUUGCACUGAAUAGUCUCUAUAUUGCACUGAAUAGUUUGUUAUAUCACCUGGUUUGUUCUUCCCCUCUCCUUCCACAUGAUUUCCUUCACCCACCCCUCUCCCCAGUACCCUCCCCUGGUCUCUGCCCUGGUUUACCCCUCCUCACUGGUGGCCCAUGGGCUGUGCUCCUCGUCCUCUGCCCCCCAUUCCCCGGGUUAAAAGGCUCCCACCAUGAGGCAACAGUCUCUUUCCCACCUUGGAAAUAAACG
Melospiza georgiana is the source of this 1730-nucleotide messenger RNA. RefSeq names its product E3 ubiquitin-protein ligase TRIM7-like. The record is from RefSeq and is a predicted model, not a curated record. Lineage: Eukaryota; Metazoa; Chordata; Aves; Passeriformes; Passerellidae. Gene Ontology annotation, molecular function: protein binding; zinc ion binding. The transcript is spliced from 7 exons. Bases 1 to 1404 code for a protein of 467 amino acids.